UCAGGGACCGGCAGGAAGCACUGGCUGACGUACUUCCUGCCCGGGAAGCAACCUCUUUCCUGGGCUGCUACUGGAGAGGUGGGGAGGUUUGUGUGACGGGAGAGGAGCCACACAGAAGCCGGACACUGAGUCUUCCGGCGCCCACCCCUCCUCCCUGCACAACCCGGGGAGAGGAUCCGGAACGCUGUACUGCAGACUUGUGCUUCCCGUCCGGGCCGAGUUUGCGGGUGCACAAUCCCAUUGCGGCCGAGGUAGAGGAUGAAGCCUGGGGAGAGGCGGCUGUAAGAGAGCACGGAACGCUGAAGCAGACAGACAUGGAGGGGAAGCCCGGCCUGCAGACCGUCUACCAGGCCGUGCAGGCCCUCUACCAUGACCCGGAUCCCAGCGGGAAGGAGAGAGCCUCGCUGUGGCUGGGAGAACUGCAGAGAUCGGUUUAUGCAUGGGAGAUCUCGGACCAAAUGCUACAGAUCCAUCAGGAUGUUGAGUCCUGCUACUUUGCUGCACAAACCAUGAAGAUGAAAAUUCAAACUUCAUUUUAUGAGCUGCCCCCAGACUCCCAUGCUUCCCUACGGGACUCCUUGUUGUCACAUAUCCAGAACUUGAAGGACUUGUCUCCUAUUAUUGUAACUCAGCUGGCUUUAGCAAUAGCAGAUCUUGCCCUGCAGAUGGCUUCCUGGAAAGGCUGUGUACAAACGCUUGUAGAAUCCUAUGGUAAUGACGCAUCAUCAUUGUCCUUCCUCCUGGAGAUUCUUACUGUACUACCAGAGGAGGUUCAUAGCCGAUCUCUGCGUAUUGGUGCUAACCGGCGAUCUGAGAUCAUUGAGGACUUGGCCUAUUAUUCUAGUACUGUAAUAUCUCUUCUGAUGUCUUGUGUGGAGAAGGCAAUGGACAAUGAAAAGAUGCUGAUUAAGACAUUCAAAUGUUUAGGAAGCUGGUUUAACUUGGGGGUCCUAGACAGCAACUUCAUGGCUAAUAACCGUCUCUUGAUGCUGCUCUUCCAGGUCCUGCAACAGGACCAAACAUCGUCCAAUUUACACGAAGCUGCAUCUGACUGUGUGUGUUCUGCACUCUAUGCCAUUGAGAAUGUUGAGACGCACCUUAACCUUGGAACACAGUUAUUCCAGGGAGUGCUCACACUUGAAGUGGCCUAUCACAUGGCAGUUGCUCGAGAAGACAUGGACAAGGUGUUGAAUUACUGUCGGAUGUUUACUGAGCUGUGUGAAACCUUUUUGGAGAAAAUUGUGUCUAGUCCAGGGCACGAUCUUGGAAACCUGCGGACCCUGGAACUUCUCUUAAUCUGUGCUGGUCAUCCACAGUAUGAGGUAGUUGAAAUCUCCUUUAAUUUUUGGUACAGACUGGGAGAACAUCUUUAUAAAAUAAAUGACCAAGUGCUGAAUAGUAUCUUUAAACCUUACAUACAAAGGCUUCUCCACGCCUUAGCUAGGCACUGUCAACUCGAUCCUGACCAUGAAGGGGUUCCUGAAGAAACAGAUGACUUUGGAGAGUUCCGUGUGCGAGUUUCAGACCUGGUAAAGGAUCUGAUCUUUCUGGUGGGCUCCAUAGAAUGUUUCUCUCAGUUGUAUUCUACUCUGAAAGAUGGGAAUCCACCCUGGGAAGUCACAGAGGCGGUGCUGUUUAUAAUGGCUUCAAUAGCUAAAAGUAUAGAUCCAGUGAAUAAUCCAACUUUACUAGAAGUCCUAGAGGCAGUAGUCAGACUUCCUGAGUCUGUUCACAUUGCUGUGCGCUACACUAGCAUAGAGCUGGUAGGGGAGAUGAGUGAGGUGAUUGACCGAAACCCUCAAUUUCUUGAUCCUGUGUUGUCCUACCUAAUGAAGGGCUUGUGCCAGCCAACCUUGUCUACACCUUCUGCCAAAGCCAUUCAGAACAUUUGCUGCGUCUGCCGGGACCACAUGGCGCAGCACUUCAAUGGUCUUUUGGAGAUCGCUCGGUCUUUGGACUCCUUCUCAUUGCCACCAGAGGCUUCUGUUGGACUUCUAAAAGGCACUGCACUGGUCCUUGCACGUUUACCUCUGGACAAGAUCACCGAAUGCUUGAGCGAGUUGUGCUCUGUCCAGGUCGAAGCCCUUAAGAAGCUCCUCUCCCAAGACCCUAAUAAUGGCUUGUCCUCUGACCCCACGCUAUUUCUGGACCGACUGGCAGUCAUCUUCAGGCACACCGUUCCCUCAGUAGAAAAUGGACAGACUCACCCAUGCCAAAAAGUCAUCCAAGAAUCGUUUCAAUCUCAGAUAUGGCCUGUGAUGUCCGAGACCUUGAACAAGCAUCGUGCUGACAACAGAAUUGUGGAGCGAUGUUGCCGAUGUCUGCGCUUUGCUGUGCGCUGUGUUGGAAAAGGGUCUGCUGCACUCCUGCAGCCUCUUGUUACUCAGAUGGUUAACGUCUACCAGAUUCAUCAACAUUCAUGUUUCCUGUAUCUGGGUAGCAUCCUGGUGGACGAGUAUGGGAUGGAGGAAGGUUGCCAACAAGGAUUGCUUGAAAUGCUGCAGGCUCUUUGUGUUCCUACCUUUCAACUCCUGGAGCAGCAAAAUGGACUCCGUAAUCACCCGGACACCGUUGAUGACCUUUUCAGGCUCUUUACCAGGUUCAUACAGCGAUGUCCUAUUAUCCUUCUGAGAAGUCAGGUGCUAAUUCAUGUAUUGCAAUGGGCUACUGCUGCCGCUACAUUAGAUCACCGGGAUGCCAACUGUAGCGUCAUGAAGUUUCUGCGUGAUCUGAUACACACUGGGGUAGCAAAUGAUCAUGAGGAGAACUUUGAAGUACGGAAGGAUCUGAUUGAACAAGUAAUGAACCAGUUUGGACAACCGCUGGUCAGCCAGCUUCUCCAUUCUUGUUGUUUCUGUCUCCCCCCCUAUACACUGCCUGAUGUGGCUGAAGUUAUAUGGGAAAUGAUGAUUUUUGACAGGCCGACAUUUUGUAGAUGGUUGGAAACGUCAUUGAAGGGUUUACCAAAGGAGACGUCGGGAGGAGCAAUUACAGUAACACAUAAGCAGUUAACAGAUUUCCAUAAACAAGUCACAAGUGCUGAGGAAUGUAAGCAGGUGUGUUGGGCUCUCAGAGAUUUCACGAGGUUAUUCCGAUAGCUGCGCUCCUAAACCACCUUGCCUGUCUUCUAUGUGAAGACAGGUUACCAGCCCACUCAGACAGCACCUCCAGAACCGAGAACCAUUGUGGAUUGGCUUCUAAAACCCCCAAGUGUGUGAUGCCAAAAGGGGGACGCAGAGUGAACGAAACGGCUGGCAGGCGAGUUUGAGGACAGCGUCCCUGUGUGUAGCGUGCUGAAGAUAAUGUAACAAAACUGGGAAGAAAAGAGCGUCGAAACGCAACCCCUUCACUUCUGAGCUGGGGCAAAUGCUCCCUAAAGAGCUGUGUUAAAAGGUUUUUCUAUAGGUCUUACACAGCAAUAAGGCACUCGGUGAACAGGUGGUACCCGAUGUGUCCCGACAUCCCAAUCCCCCCCACAGUGCCACAUUGUCUAAGACCUCGGGGGUGAAGGGGUUCUAACGGCAAUGCCCAAGCAUCAAAUAUGCAUUUUGUUAUGGGAAGGAUCGGGAAUUGGGAGGUGGCGUCGAAGGGUUUAGAGCUUUCCUUGAUGGACUCAUUUUAAAAUAAAAAAAAAAUAAUAAAAAAUACGAAAAAAAACUGCAAUUAAAAAAAAAAUGUAAAAAAAAAAAACGAAGAGCCGUCAGAUAAAAUCACUGGUUGGCGGAGUAUAAAUUUGCGUGGAUGCAAACUGAGAAAAUAUGCAGCUAAACUUUCUGUGAAAUGAAAAAAAGUAAAAUGUGCAAAAUAAAACGAAGUAAAAAGAGGA
Messenger RNA from Nanorana parkeri, 3826 nucleotides. It is a transcript of the gene TNPO3, whose product is annotated as transportin 3. The transcript is spliced from 23 exons. The record is from RefSeq and is a predicted model, not a curated record. NCBI's taxonomy places the organism in Eukaryota, Metazoa, Chordata, Amphibia, Anura, Dicroglossidae. Gene Ontology annotation, cellular component: nuclear membrane; cytoplasm. Gene Ontology annotation, biological process: protein import into nucleus. The coding region runs from base 315 to 3098 and encodes 927 amino acids.